Messenger RNA from Cyphellophora attinorum, 1497 nucleotides. RefSeq lists its product as uncharacterized. The transcript has 4 exons. NCBI's taxonomy places the organism in Eukaryota, Fungi, Ascomycota, Eurotiomycetes, Chaetothyriales, Cyphellophoraceae. Gene Ontology annotation, molecular function: phosphatidylinositol binding; ubiquitin binding. The record is from RefSeq and is a predicted model, not a curated record. The coding region runs from base 1 to 1497 and encodes 498 amino acids.
AUGAAGCGCUUGAUGAGCACGAUCAAGAAGAAGAGCGGCAGUCCAACCCCAAAUGGCGGCCGAGAAGGUGCUCAGGCAUCGCCUGUUAUGCGACCACCCCAGGGAGAUGCGCCGGAGGCAGUCGUUGUCCGCGAGAUGGUCGCCUUCUGCGAGUCCGGAGCGCCUGGCUCACAAUCUGCCGGAGACGAAUAUCUACACCUUCCGGCAAUCGUGGAUGCGGCCGAGUCAAGUCCAACCGCAGCCCAAGAAGCCGCCAACACGAUCGCUCGAUAUCUGCACAAAGACAAUUACGCCAAAGGAUAUGCGCAAUACAACGCCAUCAUGCUCAUGCGAAUACUGACCGAUAACCCCGGCCAGCCGUUCACCAAAUUCUUCACCGACUCCUUCGUAUCCACCAUCAAACGCCUGCUCCGAGACGGGCGAGAUCCCAAUGUACAGCAGAUAGUCAGAGAAACGCUUGACUACUUCGAGGCCGAGAAGGCUCAACAACAGCAAGGUCUCCAUGUUCUCAUGGCAAUGUGGCGAAAAGAGAAGAGCAAAGGCGCCAGAUUUCCUACCCAGCCUGUGUAUCCCAAUGGCAUGCCUAUGGCUCAGGGUCAACAUGGCGGACACGGCGGUCACCGAACACACCGGUCGAGCAGACAUCAGCUGCCGCCACCCGCCGAACUUGCUGCUAGAAUCGAAGAAGCCAAGACUACUGCUCGUCUGCUCAUUCAGACGGUCCAGUCCACCCCUCAAGCAGAGCUGCCAGCCAACGAGUUGGUGAAAGAGUUCGCCGAGCGAGCCAGAUCAGCACACAAGAGCAUACAGAACUACAUGGGCUGCGAGAACCCCGCACCAGACGAGGACACCAUGCUCACCCUCAUUGAGACGAACGACCAGCUCAAUGUAGCCAUGUCAAAGCAUCAGAGAGCACUGCUUCAAGCACGCAAAGCCGCUGGCCUAGCCAGCCCCACUCCUCCCGGCCAGGCUCCAGAAGCAAACAACUACAUGCAAGCGCAUACACCAGGCCAAAACGUCUACCAGAACGUCUACAACCAGCCGCCACAGCAGCCUCCUCGGCAAGCUGUGUCACCCAUCAGCAACCCGGAGACUUUCACACCACCAUCUGGACCCCGUCCGCAACAGACACCGGGCAACGCGUUCACCGCGCCGCCUGGCCCACCUCCAUCUCAAGCUCGUGGUUCCGCGCCCCAGCAAAACACCUACGAGUACGAAGACGCCUACGCUCCUGCACCGCACAUCCCCGCGAUGCAGCCCACUGGACCAACACACAACCACACUCGUUCCGGCGAUUAUGGCGUUUCAGAGAAUCCGUUCAGCGACGCGCAUGCGAACGAAGACGACGGACCGCAGCCACCGCCAAAACAACAGAACUCGAGCGCAUUGUUCGGCCGAGGACAGCCCGUGACGACGCAGAGUUACUUGCAGCGGCAAGAGAGCAGUGCAAAUAAUAUCACAAUGCAUGGUGGGAGUCCACCCCCGGGCGAUAGAUGA